Marasmius oreades (fairy-ring Marasmius) is the source of this 1980-nucleotide messenger RNA. RefSeq lists its product as uncharacterized. The record is from RefSeq and is a predicted model, not a curated record. The transcript is spliced from 3 exons. NCBI's taxonomy places the organism in Eukaryota, Fungi, Basidiomycota, Agaricomycetes, Agaricales, Marasmiaceae. The coding region runs from base 423 to 1820 and encodes 465 amino acids.
GACUCGCUGUUAUACGCAAAUAUACGCAAAUAAGGGUCAGCGUCGAGCGACGACUCCCCGUUGAGAAACGUCGUCAGCCCUCCUGCUCUGAUCCUCCGUGGUAACUGGAACUGGAUAUUCUAUCCAUGUGCCGCUGAUGCCACAUUGGGCGCAACAUGCUAGAUCAACGGUCAUGAUUUUUCAGACGAAAACAGAGGACCAGCAUCAUGCGAUCAUUCAUUCGCGGUGUCCUAAUGAAUGGAAUGUAUCCUCUUCAGUCAAGGAUCAAGAAAGUCGACUUGGAAUGGCAGGUAGACCGGAUCCGCUUGGGAGCACUAGAGUUUCGCGGGAUUUCUUUGAAGCCGGAAACGGAAAGUCGUGAUCGCUUGCAGGCACCCCCCUAACCGAAAUUCCAUCCUGUCUUCUGUCAUUCACUAUCACCCAUGGCCCUCGCCCAGCGCCUCAACGAGCUGGCAGCUUCCCAUGCUCAAGGCCUUCUCAAUGAUGACGAAUAUCGACUUCUUCGUCAAGAUGUCUUUCAACGAUUUUCUGAUACCACCAUCAUUCCCGUCGAAUCCCAUGUUAUCCCUCUAGAAAGCCAUGAACUUCCGAUUACUACUAUGGAGCUCACUGGGCCAGAUCUACCUGGGAAGAAACAAGUCGAAUUUGCAAUUGUGAAUGGCCCAAAAUCCGAAUUACCUUUUCCAGGUCAGCCACACACUCAGCCUUGCGCGAAACAGAACGCUGUUGCUGCAGGCGUCGCCUAUAUAAUACGACGCGCUACUAGAGGGCGAAAGUUGUCGAAGGAAUCGAAAUCUAGCUACUACGAGUCUCAGGACAAGUCCAGAACCAUCAUACCCCGUUUAUUACCGAGGAAAUCCAGCGACUUGAUCUCCACACGUUCGGGUUCUGACACUGUCUCAUCUCAUUCCCAUUCCCGAAAAACGAGUCUCAGCUCCCGCACAUUCUCCCCACCACUAAGUCCCUCAAGUUCUACUCAUCCCCAACGAAACGCGUCAUUCUCAAAGGUUGAUGUGACUACUGCCAUCACCGGCGACGAUAUCUUUGAAGAUGGAGAACUAAAUACCACGACCGACAUCCGACAAGCCAUGUCGGAAUUGGUUGAAGAGGGUAGACGUCUCAUAGAUGCUCUCAACGACCUAGAACGUUCUGUGAUUACGAAAGCAUACAGGGAUCGGUCUUCUGUACAACCCCCCCUUGCAGAAACCAUCAUAAGCGCAAACUGGCCUUCCACCCCAUUAUCUCCGCCACGGAACUUGAGAUCAGCCUCCACUUCAAAACCAUCCAUCACCAAUAUCAUCUCCACUUCGAGUUCCUCGCAGAGCGGCCGAACCAUCGCUUCUCGUUCGUCCGCCCUUCACUCUCCGUCUUUUCUCAAAACCAAGAACUCUUCCUCGUCGUUGAAUUCAGCAACCCUAUACGCUACGGAGUCUCAACGUUCUCAGGCUUCUAGAAUGCAGCGUCCCCGUCUCAACCGGAAAGGGUCUAUGUCCUCCCUAUUGUCUUCCCGUUCCCGGUCCAAUUCUUUCCUAUCCGUCGCCAAAGAUGCCUUGAAUAGUGCAACUUCAAAUCGGAGCACCGGGCACCUUCCCCUGACUGCCGUCGCCGGAGAACGACAGGUGAGGGCCGAUGUAGUACGUCGACCAAGCGUGUCGGAUGGUAUGACACGAGGGAGAGGAGGCGAAGAUGAGAUUGACCCGCUAGUGCUGGACGUGCGAAAGAGGAGGAAAGAAGUUAUUUGCCGGUAUGAGGCGAGAUUGGAAUAUCUACGCGCUAGGCUGAAAGGUGCCGAGCUGCACGAAAAGUUGCUGAAACGGUGAGGUGCACGAACGUCUCAGUGGAUCUAGCGCUCCUCACCCGCCGACAUCAUCGGAUUUUUUGAAACCGAUUCCUUACUGACCUCCCAUUUGCGAUACAAUAUAUACCUAUAUACCUUUCGACACCCAUGUGUAAUCUUAUAAUAGUAUGAAUAAACCUCCA